UACAAUACUUAACAAUUGUAAAGUUAGCAUUCUCAAAUAGUUGUAUUCUACGAGUAACGGAAACCACUUCAUCGUGCGAGAAGUAUUUUUUUAGAAGCACUCAACCAGAUUAAUUAAGGUGCGAAAUUGUCAAACCCUCCAAACACAACUUAAAUAUUGGGUGUAAAUAUGUAGGAAGCCCUCCGUAGACGGUUCAACAUAAUAUUAUUACCAGUUCAUCUGCCGCAAUUUUCCACAACGACGAAGUACUACAGAGGUAGCUAUAUGACGUCCACCGAUGAUUUGGAGUUUACCGAACACGCUGCGGCCUGUUUUUCAGAGCGUACCUUGCCGCUCAUGCUCCCCCUUAAUAUUUAUUACCGUCCGUUGCUUAACGAACUGAACAGUGAUGCCUACAACGAUGUCGAACAACUCGUGAAAAAUACAUUUCCCAACUGCAACGUCAGUCAGAUACGCCUAGUCUGCGCCCCGCAGCUGUAUGGCAUGUAUAUGUUGCGUAAAGAAGAAAUGAAUUUGGCCGUUGGCCAAAGGGUCCAGGAGAAGUUGCUGUUCCACGUGACCACCGAAUCCAGAGCCAUGGAGUCGUUGGACUGCGGACUCGACUGGAGACGCACCCGGCGCAACAAGUUCGGGCGCGGAGUUUCGUUCAGCGACGACGCUGACUACGCUAAUUAUUAUGCCAACAAAUCCCCCAGCGAAGAAACACGAGUGAUCAUGAUAUGCUGGGUGCUGGUCGGUGAAACGUACGUGGUCCCACGACAGAGGGAGUAUGCAGGGAGAUCCUUGGUCGUACCACCCGGCUGUGCGGAUACGACGAUGAGCCAUAACGGCCGCGUAUACGUAAAGUAUAACAAUAAUGAAUUUUAUCCACUGUACUUUGUGUACUACCAGCGAAAGCCAGAAUACCUGACCAAUAGCAAAUAUUUCCGUCGGGACAAGAUAUCUUUUAGUCCUUCACUUGAAGAAAUUGUUCGUAUUUUUGGUGACGUAUUUAAAUCCCCGACCAACUGACCUCCGUGGUCAUCUACAUCCUCCCUGUAAUUACCUUGAGGUUAAAAUCGACAAUAUCCUUCGACUUGUUAUGUAAAACCACAUUGAUUGCAACUAGUUCCCUAUGGUUAUCUCAGAUGUGACAUUUGAAUUUUGAAUCAUGGGGAUCUAGGUGAUGGUUCACCGUAUUUGUUGAGACUUAUCUAUAACUAUUAUCUUAUCUAGAUUAUAAUCUACUGGUCUUCGACCAUAUAAACUAAUAGACGCGGCAUACAGCAAAUAUAUUGACGCCAACAUCGUAUACUGUGUGACGUCACGUUUGGGCAAUACCAUCGACUGACUAUCACAGUGUACAAUGCCAACGCGGCAACGCUAUUGCAAUAAUUUGGUGCUAAUUUUUAAAUGCCAUAAUCAUUUUUCUAAUUACAAUAGUAUUGAUAGUAAUUUAAAAUACCAUUCAAAUACUUCAAAAUAAAAAGUAUUUAAAAAAGUAUUCAAUACGGAAAAAAGUAUUUAAUUACAUUUACUCUGCAAAUACUUUACAACACUGAAUUUAUGGCAUAUGCCAUUAUAUAAAAUUAUAAUAGGAAGUUUUGUUAAUUUUUAUUUUUAAUUUAAGCAUCUCAACAUUCUCAACAAGUAAUAUUAUAUUAUUAUAUAUUAAUGUAUUAUGUCAUUAUAUAAAACCUAGUACCUACCCAAUGGCCCAAGUUGCCACGGGUUAAUUAAUAAAAAAAAAAAAACCCAAAGAGGAAAUAUUUGUUGUAUUUUUUAAAUAUUUAAUAUAAUUGUAUAAUAUAA
This is a messenger RNA of Acyrthosiphon pisum (pea aphid), 1791 nucleotides long. RefSeq lists its product as uncharacterized. The transcript has 5 exons. The record is from RefSeq and is a predicted model, not a curated record. Gene Ontology annotation, cellular component: nucleus. Bases 265 to 1011 code for a protein of 248 amino acids. Gene Ontology annotation, molecular function: NAD+ poly-ADP-ribosyltransferase activity. Lineage: Eukaryota; Metazoa; Arthropoda; Insecta; Hemiptera; Aphididae.